Molecule: messenger RNA, 4114 nt
Organism: Monopterus albus (swamp eel)
Lineage: Eukaryota; Metazoa; Chordata; Actinopteri; Synbranchiformes; Synbranchidae
Exons: 3
Coding region: 428-3130 (900 amino acids)
Source: RefSeq, a predicted model, not a curated record
UUUUGGCCUGAUUGUCGUUUGCAUUUUGUAAGAAAUAAGAAAUAGCCAUUAAAGGGGGAUUUUCGGGGUGUCUCUGAACGCGGCAUUGAGGGGGCGUGUGUACCAUUGCUGCCGUUUGUCGGCGUGUUGCAGCGUGGGAGCCAAUCGAUGUAAGCAGCGUUCUCAAAAACUUCAUGACCACGUACUCCAAACACCAGUUUCACUGGUUUGUGCAACGGUCUUCGACUGAGAAGAAUUCACAAUGACACAGAAGCUGGUGAUGCUCACAGCUGAUCCAAAAGACAGCAUCUGGGUUUUCUCUGCAAGAAAGUCCACUGGGAGUAAUUCUGGAUCCAGUUCCUGAAAUAUUGUUCAGGACACAAGAAAAGUCAUCUGAAUCUGGUUUGCUCAGGUUCUCAACAGCUUCAUUCCAUUUCGGGGUUUGGAUAUGAACAUGGGCGACAUUGACGAGUAUCACAUUUGGCAGCAGCGCAUCCACCAGGGGAUUAGGUAUCAGAAAGGCGCGGUCCCCUUCCCGGAGUCUGUCAAAAUCGGCUUGGAGUUCAACGCAGCAUUGGAAAGGAAGGAGACAUUGGAUCCGAGUCUUUUAACAAAUGCUGUGAUGCUGGAGCUUUGCCAGUUUGCCAAAACGGUGACCAAGUCCGAGAAAUAUUUCUUGUUCGAAAUGCUAGAGUACAACUUUGACCUCGGUGUGGAUGUGGCCAAUGACCUACAGUGCUAUGAGUACGCAGCAUGUGUGCACAAUAAAAUAAAGCUGCUAAAGGAACAAAUCAAGUCGAAACCUCAUAAAUGGAAUGAAGCAUUUCUACUACCAGAUGUAAACAGUAUGAUGGCAUUUCUGGAGUCAGUGGGGCCCGGCCGCUACCACCCUAAAAAGAACAAAGUUGUGGAUAGUUCACUUCUUACCGAUGUUGGCAAAAACUGCCAUUUUUCAGAAACUCUGAAGGCUGGGAGUAAUGGAGUUGCAACCAGUAUGUUCAUUAUGAAGAAAAGAGGGGGUGUCUGGUUAAAGCUAACAGACAGUCUUUACCCUUUCUGUAGUAAACUUGGUGUGACUCUGGCUGUUCAGCCAAAUGAAACAGCCAAACAGAAACUAGACCCAAGUCUGGUUACCAACGGUGUGAUGAUGGAGCUGCUUGAUUUUUCCAGAGUGCUUUGUGGAACAGAGACUCGGAUAGUUAACAGUUUGGUCAAGAAAAACUUUGGUCAUGAGUUUGAUAGGCUGCAGUUUCGUGUGCAAUACAACAAGCUGGCGGAGAGGAAAUACGCCUGCCUCUCAACCGCGGCCAGGGAUGCUUUCCGAAAGGAGACGUUUAAAGUCCAGAUCGGGAAACGGGAACAGAGUUCCAGAAAAAGAAAAAAUCCUGGCACAGAUGACCAAGAACUGGCCAAAAUAACAAUAGUCAGUAAAAGAAGGAAAACAUUAAGGCACAGGGGCAGUGACACUCAAGACACUUUGCAGGAUAGCAACUUGUCAUACAUAUGUCCAGUUGAUUUUGAGACAGAAACGCAGUCGGGUACGGCGGUCCGACCAGAACAAAUCAAGCCUGAAAAUUUGUCAGGAGUGGCUGCAGAAACACAGCUGGCAGAGUCAGUGGAUGUAAAACAAGAGGAGGAGGAAGUUUUCAUCUCCCCAGCGCAGCCUCAGACUAAUGGUCAUUCCUCUGACAUGUCACACUUUCACCUGAAAGACCAGUCUCUAAAAGCACUCUCGAAUCUGUUUUCUGAAGACAAAAACGAGGACAUAAAUGUAAGAACACCCAAGCAGAGGCUGUGGAUAAGACGUGCUAAUCGCUCCAAACAAAUCCUGAAGUCGAGCAGAGUGAAUGACUUGUUUGCCCACAGCAGAGCGAUAGGUUUAGACUUUAAUGUUGGUUCAGGCAACAAACAGAACUUGGAUCUACAACUGUUCACCAACUGGAUGUUAUUGGAGGUUUUUAAAUUUGCAACUGGGAUGACAAAGAGCUUGGGCAGAUUCUUAAGUGAGAUUCUGAUCAGCAACUUCAGCCUCGUCCUCGUAGAUGAACUGCAUCAGCGCAAUUUUAUAUUUUACUUCAUAACAAAAGAAAAGAAUAUUCAGAACCACCCUGACAGACAGAAAAGGGAGUUUCUCAACAGUCAGUUUAAGUGCCCUGAAGUGUACAACAUGGUAGACGUGACCAGCAAUUUUCAGAGUGAAAAGGAAGUUGAGACAGUGCAGCAGAUUGACUGCGAUUCAUCAACCUUGACCGCAAACUGGCAGACUGAGGAGGAGCCCUACCCGUUCUGUAAGAGAAUAGGUCUGAACCUUUGGUCGACAGAAGAACGCCCGGCGAGCCAGAAGCUUGCUUUGUCUGUCCUGACCACUGGUGCUGUGCUCGAAAUAUUCAGCUUUGUCAGAGAGCUGUGUGGGUCGGUCCCUGACACAGUUAACGAUGUCCUUGAGCACAAUUUUGAUCUCGAAUUGCGAAGUGGGGCAACUAAGGCCGCGCAGGUGAUCCAGAGAUGGUACCUGAUACAGAAAAGCUUGAUGAAAAAACAAAGCAUGACACCAAAGAUAUACAGGUGGUUGAAUAGGGUUGUUCCACUGAACGGUCACUCGCCCUCACCAGCUGGCAGCGGCGUGCAGGGUCUGGAUUCAGGUGACGUGAAGCCAAGCACAGCAAGGAGGGCACGCAGUAGGAAUGUGUGUCAGGUGGAAAAGGCCAACAGCUAUCACUUCUGCAAAGAAAUAGGGUUGAAACUUGAUGUCGGCUUAAAAUCAGAAGCCAAACCAAAACUUGAUUUGCAGGUGCUGACGAGGGGGGUCCUCUUUGAGAUGCACCGGUAUGUAGAACAACACAGCAACCGAUAUGUUCCCACUCUGUACGAGAUUCUAGAGUACAACUUCGAUCUGAGCUCUCAGAGCCAUCGCAAGGUGGAGUUUGCCUGGUCGAUCGCAUCCCAGGUGAUAGCCAUGGUGCGGAAGAAUGGCAGAACGGAAGAUUACCUGACUAGAGUGUUUGAGUUGCCCAUGGAGGUCUCAGAGUCCUCACAGACCGUCUGCAAAGAGGAGCCGGAGGACGGCUUUGGCAAGCUGGGCUUUAAUGACGACGACAUUAUGUUUGUCCGGAAAUUGAAGCCUGUUGACAUCGAAGUAGAGAUAGAGUAGGGUCAUAGCUACUGAUUUUAUUGUAGAAAAUCUGUUCAGAUAUUUUCAUUGUUGAUUUAUCAACUUUUUGUCAGAAAUGUGUGAAUCCUGGUUUUGUAAGACCCAAAGGGGGCCUCUUCAGAGCAGUCCUGCAGAUGUUCAGUUUAUCUUUACAGAAGACAAAGGCACCAAAUAUUUACAUUUGAGAGUGGAAACCAAGUAAUGUUUAAAGUUUUAGCUUUCGUGGUCUAUUAACAGUAUUAUUUGCAGCUGACUAACUUCUGCUUGUGGCUCAUAAGAAUUCAAGAAACCCAAGACUCUUUACAAAUGUCUUACAUCUGUAAGUGCAAACCUCAGGAUGUUUCCCACCAUAACAGGAACAGCCCUGUCAUUACCAGGACACGUGAUUUAAACAGGACACUGAUACGACUUCUUUAGUCUUUAUUAAACAGCAGCCUUUUCACUUCAAAUUGUUGUAAAAACAGCUCAGACCAUCAAUAUUCAUAUUUAAAGUUAUGUUCUCUGUGUUUGGGCUAGUUUAGGUUUUGCAGGCCUAUCUGCAGCUAGUCACACUGGGUAUAAGUUAAUAAAUGGUUAACCCAGAAUAAGUCUGCAGUUGUAAAUAACCAGUUUAUAAAUGGACUCUGGUCUGGAUGGUCUGCAGCUGUUUUCCAGAAGACACGUGAUGCUGUAAACAAUUAAUUGAAAUGAAUAAAUCCAUUAAUUAAAGGUUAUAAAUGAUGCUUCAUUAGAAAAUUAGUCCACAGUUUCUAACCUCACAUUAACCAAAUGCAGAGUGUGUCAGGCCUGUAUUUUUUCUGCCUUCAUGUCUUGAACGACUCUGCUCACUUCUGUUGUUUCACGUUUGACACACAAACAUCCAAAGCUGAAGGAAGGAUGGGUGUGAUGUGACAGGUGAAAAGGUAGUUUCCCACCUUGGAUGUACAGUAUUUUUCCUCUGCCAUAAGGAAGCUGCUAAUUAAAGUUUCUUUUAUCUUUACUGUA